Molecule: messenger RNA, 2607 nt
Organism: Diuraphis noxia (Russian wheat aphid)
Lineage: Eukaryota; Metazoa; Arthropoda; Insecta; Hemiptera; Aphididae
Gene: tctn
Product: tectonic
Biological process (GO): cilium assembly
Cellular component (GO): ciliary transition zone
Source: RefSeq, a predicted model, not a curated record
ACGUUACGGAGUGGAACUAUAAACAAUGAUCAGAAGUAAACUUACGGUUUUUAUCACGGCCGUGACUUUGUUGUCAGUCAACUGCACGUACGCCGAGACGCCAGCCAUCAAAGACUGCGUAGCCAACGAAACGUGCUCGGUGCAGCCAACGGUGGUUACAGCUACGGCAAUGACAACGAUGACGACGCCAAAAAAGGUGCUCAAAACGACCACUGUCGAAGGUAGUAGCCCACAAACAGUUCGUUACGACGUCUCCGGAAACGAUUCCAAAGGAUCGACGCUCAAAGACGUGGUAGUACAGGUUAAUAACAAAAUCAUCACUCCACUUGGCGGUGACAAGACAAACGGUUCCAGAAACGCUACUUCUGGAAGUUCGAACGUUACCGUCGUCAUUAAACCUCCCUUAGGAAAAGCUAACUUCACGAUAAUUGAAACGAAUUUGCCGGUGACAAACGCCACCAAUACCACAACCACCACCAUCACCACCACCACGGAAUUUACUAGUGCCUCGCCGCCGAAAUACUUGCCUGAAAACGAAGUCGAAGUCGUUCGUUUCGUUCCAUUUAAAUACUGCCACUGUGAUCUAAUCUACGGCAGUUGUGACAUAAACUGUUGUUGCGACACAGAUUGCACUAAUCACGAUUUGAAGACUUUCACAUUGUGUCCUGAUCAAGCCAAAUCUACUUUGAUAAAGCAAGAAUCAAUAUUGUUCGAUUCGUCAUUGUUUUAUGUGGUGAUCGAAAACGUACCAUCGGAUUAUUUCUAUCCGGAACGAGACACAAUCGAAUCCGAAACGCAAAUAGCAACUUCUCUUCGGAAACGGGACAUAUUUACUUGGCGCAAUGAAAAGGCCAUCAGCAGACAUCAUUAUCCUCUCACUUCUACGCUUUCAGUGGAAUCCUUCACAUACAACAACUAUGACCUUACUUACAAGUCUUUGCGAUGGAUGUUUAGUGUCGUUUCUGACGUAAAUUCUUCUGAAAUCAAAACAUUUGGUUUAAAAAACAGUGCUCUUGAUUCGCUGUGUAGCAUCGAACAACCCGUCGAAUACUUGAAGUCGAAGGAAACAAACUGCAAGACGUUUGUGCCUAAUCUGACAGACGUUUGCAACAAUCACUCAUCAUUGAGCUUUAAAUUCUAUUACGGAGAGAGAGGGCUAUUCAAAGUAGUGCAACCCAUUUACAACAGCGCCCACAAGACUGAGAAAAUUGGUUUGGCCACCAUCCAAUCGACGGCGCACCACCAUUGCGUGUCGGUGAACGGAUCGUCGUACGAUUGUCAGAUUGGGAAAGUCGGUGUCGGUACCAGUGGCUACGAAAAUCAUUCGCAUUACGAUCCCGUUUACUUGGGUGGUGUUUGUCGUAGAGCCGUCGACAGAAUCGAAUACUUGGUGACGCACAACGGGUCUAGGGGUGUCCGCCGGGUGGAUGUACAUUUCUAUCACCGUGACGUGCCGGAAGUCGGUCGUCCCUUUUACCUUAGUCAGAGAUUCAGUGUUCGGUUUGCCUGGGCCACCGUCAAAUCAGCAGUAGAGUCAUACGAGCGCAGUGGUAAGCCCGGCUACGUUACCGGGAGUCCGUUGCUGGUAACAAUGACCGAAAAAGACGUAAAGAAACUCAGACACCCGAUAACAAUGCUCCUACCGGAACCAGACGGGUCUGGUGCAUGCGUUUACUCUAUCAAAUCUCGGCAGACCGUUAACUUCCUAGAAAGCGUCGACAUCCAGUGUCGCGUCCGGGUUCCACGCCGAAAUAUGCAGUUGUCCAAGAGAGCUGAAGAUCAUUUCCCACCCAGUGGUGGCGUCUCAUUCGCAGACAUUUGUAAUGACAUUCAAAACGAAACGAUGGCAUUGCUCGGAGAUUACGAAGGCGCCUUGGUUUCCAGUCUCGGCGACCCGGACGUUACCAGGUGGAUACCGUUUGUGGUAGCCAAACCGCCCCCCGCACAGCAGUCACCGCUGCCUGAAGACUCGUGUCCGGCCGUGAUUGACAGCCUGCACAUACAGGUGUAUUACUCGCACGUGGGCCCGUUUGACGAUCCGCGGGCCACAUUGCUAGGGGUGCUGACCAAUUACACAGCCUCGGCCGUCACCGUUAGCGGUAGAGAUCGUUCAGUGGCCGUUGAAGUGCCGGUGAGAGUCACCGUGGUGUUCGUGGACCUGACCCGGCCACCCGUCAGGACGUUCGCCGAACCACCCACGUACGAGUUCAGGCUGCCCGAAGAUUUUUACUAUCCGUUCUGGUCGUCGGGCGCCAACCGAGUCUCGCGUUCCGUCCACAAAGUCCAUUUCGUCGUCGGUCUGCACCUGUUAUUGUCGUACGUACAUUGCUACGGUUCGUCAAGCGUACCAAUGUAACGCAGUGUAUAUGUGGCACGCGUAUACGCUUCCUCUGCGGACAGGCUGUCUUGAACAUAAUAAGUCAUGAUGAGCGGCUACAUUUAUUAUUAUUUGCCGAUUGACUUUUUUUACUUCUCUAAUUGGUAUUAGUACCUAUACAAGUUUUAACAAAUGAAAAUUAACAAACUGAUAGAAGUUAAACAUAACAAAAAUAAAUAUGAAAAUUAUAUGGAUGAUUUGAUAUUUACUUACUUUUAUAUCUUAUAAUA